GGAAGCGCUCCGAGCGCUCUCGGAAGCCGGCGGGCAGCAGGCGGCGGCGGCUGCCACUGCCUGGUGCCCUCAUAGGAGGGGCCCCGGAUCGUUCGGAGGCGCUGACCUCCUGCCAUCGCGGGCGGCCCCAUGAGUCGAGGGACCAUGCCCCAGCCUGGAGCGUGGCCAGGUUCAAGCUGUGCCGAGAAGCUGGCGCGGGAGGCGGGGGCCGCGUCCCCGGGCCUCGCCAGAGCCGUGGUGCGGGGCCCGGCUGAGCAAGAGGAGGACAUGUAUCGUGCUGCGGAUGAAAUAGAAAGGGAGAAAGAAUUACUUAUACAUGAAAGAGGGUUAUCAGAACCGAGAUUAAGUGUAGCUCCUGAAAUGGAUAUCAUGGACUACUGCAAAAAAGAAUGGAGGGGAAAUACGCAAAAAGCUACAUGUAUGAAAAAGGGCUACGAAGAGGUAUCCCAGAAGUUCACGUCCAUAAGGCGAGUCCGCGGAGAUAAUUACUGUGCGCUGAGGGCCACGCUGUUUCAGGCUAUGAGCCAGCCGGCGGCGCUGCCCUCCUGGCUGCAGGACCCGGAGCUCACGCUGUUACCAGAAAAACUCAUAAGCAAAUACAGCUGGAUCAAGCAGUGGAAACUUGGACUGAAAUUUGAGGGGAAGAGCGAGGACCUGGUUGAUAAAAUCAAGGAGUCCCUCACUCUGCUAAGGAAGAAGUGGGCAGGCUUGGCUGAACUGAGAACUGCUGAAGCAAGACAGACAGCUUGUGAUGAACUGUUCACAAAUGAAGAGGAAGAAUAUAGCCUUUAUGAAGCUGUAAAAUUUUUAAUGCUAAACAGAGCCAUUGAACUAUAUGAUGAUAAAGAGAGGGGAAAGGAGGUACCAUUUUUCUCUGUGCUUCUGUUUGCUCGGGACACAUCAAGUGACCCUGGACAGCUACUGAGAAACCAUCUAAACCAGGUGGGACACACUGGUGGCCUUGAACAGGUUGAAAUGUUCCUUCUCGCCUAUGCUGUGCGCCACACCAUCCAGGUAUACCGGCUCUCCAAGUAUAGCACUGAAGAGUUCAUCACGGUCUACCCCACAGACCCCCCCGGGGACUGGCCGGUGGUGACCCUGAUCGCUGAGGACGAUCGGCACUACAACAUCCCCGUCCGAGUGUGCGAGGAGACAAGUCUGUAAGAGCCUCGCACCUGGACAGGCUGGCAACAGGGCCAAGGCGUGCGGGCAGCUCCUCGGCUCGGGCCUCGGCCUGCGGGCUCAUGGAUGCCUUAUGGGAACUCUUCGCCCUGUGAGCCAAGCUGGCCUGAGAUAUUCUGGAAACUAGCUUCCGAUAAUGAGUUAUCCAAGUUUUCCCCUCAUUUACAAAGCAAUACGUUGUACCGGGUGCCUUCAGAGCGCACUUGUUGGAAGGUGCAGACUAUAUCUUUUCCAUAAAACAUACUUUUGUAUGAAGAGACUCAUUUUGAAGAGGAAUACGCUCUUGAUAUCUCAAAUCAAACUUUCCCUAAUAGCCAAACUGGCUUUCAGUGUUUUUUAGAGAGUGAUUUUUUUUGUUUUGGUGGUAACAGGUCUCUGUGGCGCCCUUGUUACGCAGCCUGCUUACGCUGUAUAAUUCUGGGGCGGGGUCUGUUAAUGGCACAGGCUGAACAUCCUCUGGUAGUCCCAUCAAGCAAUGGUUUGGAUUUACAUACUCAUUAAAUCUAUUCUAGACAGAUUAUUUAAUAGAAGAUUAAGAAUUGGGUCCAAAAGUUAGCUAUUUAAAGGCUGGAGAAGGCGCUGGAACAGGAGGGAGGUGAUGGCAGCUGGAAAUCUUUGCUCUCCGAGGACAUGACAGGUGCCUGAGGCUGUGCACACACCGGGCUGGCGCUGGCUGCGAGUGGUGCUCUGCGAGCCGGACGGGUGCUGCCUGGGGUUGGCUGAGCUCUAGUGUCAAGAGCUGUUGUUUAUUCUGCAGCCCAGAGGUUCACCAUUACAGUCAGAACAGAGCUUAGAUCUACCUGCUUUCUUAGAGGAGGAAACCAAGGCCAAAUGACUGCAGGCACUCACGUGACUUCGGGGGUAAGAUGAGCUGGAUCCAGGUCUUCCUGUGCCCCCCCCCCCUUUUUUUUGCUGCUGAAUUCAUGGGAGUCACCUGCUGGUAGGGACAAGUAACAGCAGAGUGUGUGAGGUUUCUCUUGAGUGAGUGGAACAGGAGCGUGUACUAGACUGCGUGCAGGAGUGUGGCUGAGCUGCAUCUGCCCUGGAUUGGGUUUGGGAAGCCUGAGGGAGGCAGUGUACCCGGCCACCCACGAGCAUGCCUGUGAGGCUGCAGGCUGGCGUUCUGGCAGCUGGUGCUCACGGGCAGCCUGGCUGAGGCCGCUCGGCCUUAGGGCCCGAAUCACCCAUGGGAGACGUGGACUGCGGACGCUGUCCCAGGAGCCAGACACACCCCUCCGGCUGUACCGGCGGCACCUGCGUUGCCCGAGCGUUGUGGAGGUAGUGUUACCCAGAAGUAUUGAGCUUUAGUUGUGAAUAACUUAAAUCUUUAUUUGGUUCAAUUUAAUAAAGUUUAUAAACUAAUCUGUUGUGUUUCAGGGGGGCAAUCUUUUUCUUUUAAUCUAAGUUUUCCUUUCACUUAAAAAUUAAAAUUCUUAGUUGAGAAAACUCACAGGAUACACAAAACUAUGCAAACUGCUACAUUAGUAUUUUCCCCAUUACCUCAUCUGUAAUCACCACAUUUUGGUGAUGCUAACUGAUUGAAUCAAAUUCUGCUCUAAAUGUGUGUGAAUUGGAGGGGCUUGUGUUUUUCACUGUGAAAUACAAUGGUGCCUUGGACAGGAGGUGCCUAGAAGCCAAAUUCAAGUAAUAAUAAUGACUUCUUCUUGGCUUUGAUGCUUUAUUUUAGUAUUUGUAAUGUAACAGGAAAUACGUAUCAUUCAUUCUUAAAUAUUUUUAAAAGCGUGACUUAAAACAUUUAGAUUGAACGAGGCAGUAGGAUUCUGUGUUCAUCUGACCGUUUGUUCAUACCUGCUGUUGAAUUUCAUGAUACUCAUCAUAGUAACACUCGUGGUCAUCUGUCUUUGAAUUUUGAAAAUAAUCUCAGUGAACUUGAACUGGACUUCUGGGCAACUUAAUUGUUUACAUUUUAUACUCUUCUCUUGUUGUAUAUGAUGUGGUUAGAGUGUGCCGAAAUUUUGGUCUUAACUGUUACCAUUGGCAUUUAGCUGGGAAAGGGGAGCAAAAGGGAAUUAGACAUUGAGAAGAUAGGAGGGGAGCCCCCUUAAUUGUACAUCAUCAAUAAAGUUCAGCAUGGAGCUGCAUCCUCCUGUGCAGGUCUCAAGGAAUUCUUUUUCUCGUGACAGCACAAGAACUCUUUUUUCCACCAAUGAUUGUGUGCAGAAAUUGGGGUCUUGACUACCACACUGAAAAAAAGGUAAAAGAAUGACUAAGUUACUUUCCAUCCCAAGUCCAAUAUGACUCUGCUUUCAGACUGUUAUCCAGAUUUAGAGGAAUCAUAGCAUAAGAGAAGCACAGCUUCCAGUGAAACAGCCCUCAGGAUGUAGAGAUGAUUAGCCAACUUUCAAAAUAACAUUUAGUUGCAACAUGUAACUUCAGUUACCCAGAGUCCUAAUUCCAGUUCUCAUUCCUGGUCUUGGGCUGAUCAGGUGACAUGAGCAGACUAGAAAUUGAAUUGAAACCAAAAUGGAUUCAGGGCCCUCUAAAAUGAUCAAACUAUUCUCGGAGUAAGGUCAGUGGGACCUGUCCUGUGCUUCCUUUCAAUCCCAGACUUUUAUUGCAAGAGUCCAGAGGUUUUGGACCCUGUGAUUUUGGCGGAAAGAUCUCUACCCUAAGCAGGCAUGACUUACACCUUUGAGCUCAUUGUAGAUGCACUUAAAACCAAGAAUUUCCAUCUAACAGUUAGCAUGAAAUUAACAUUGCCCCUUCGGAGCCGCCGCUCACCUGCUCAGCUACUCUUGCAUGUGCAGCGUCCGUUCAUUCCAGUCACACACGGAACGGUGAUGGCGCAGUGGUCCGGCGGCUGAGAACGACCAGUGUGUGGUCUUUUCACUUGCAGUCUAGGCACAGGUGGAAUCUGGUUGGAAAUGUUCGCAGUUUCUCCUCCUCCGAGUACUGCCUAUCUGAAAAUGUUUUAAAUGCGCAGACCAAGAUUGACCCUGCUUUCCUUAUAUAGCCAUUUACAUUUUAUUAUACCGUUACAUGUUCAGUUAAUGCCCGAUGAAGCUUUUCUUUGAUUAGAGAAGACAGUACCUUUAUAUUCUUUCAUGAGUCUUUCCCCCUCCAAUUCUAGAUCUUGUCAGAUGAAAUCUCAGGCCAUGGGAGGCUAACACUUCUGGCGGGAGAAAAGACCUUUUUGGGUUGUGUGCCUUUGUUGUUUCUUUUUUCCUUUUUUCUAAGAGGCUGUGUUAUUCCUCCUGCUCAGCCCCUCACCCCAAGGUGCUAUUGUGCCUGUGAGCGUGUAGUUUAGUUUUUGAAGGCCUUCGAGAUGACAGUGGUGACGUGCUGUGUUGCAUUUAAUGACCUAGCACUCUCACCUUCCGGCAUAUCUGUGGGACUCUUGGCUGUGUCUCCUUUUUGAUGUUAAAAUAAAGUCUUUUCUUUCCUCUCGUUCUUAAGCAGGACUUUGCAGGUACUCCCCCCUCGAAAGUCAGAAAAUACUUUCAGAAGUAUAAACCUCCAGGGAAUCUCACUUGUAGGCCUACAUAAAAACAAAUGCCUUUUUAAAGAGAUUUGUGACUACUUAAAAAACAAUAGGAAAGGAAGCCUGCGUGUGUGAAGUGAAUCUGAAAUGUGUGUGGAAGGCCUGGAGUCCCCGAAUAGUUUAGCAGAAGCAGGGCACAGUGUCAAGUAAUUUAAACAUGGCCUAAGGACUGUAAGAAGUGAAUUGAAAAAGGACUGAUUUUUAGAUGAAAAAAGCCACUGAGACUAAACAGCAGAUGCUGACAGGACCUCCUGGGCUUAAGUUUAAAAAGGACGAAGGAUGAAUUUCUGUGCAUGGAUUCUGCAAAUCCCUUUUCCUAAGGUUUGCUAAGUCCCCAUGGAACAGAAGGGUAACAUUUAAUUGCUUAACACUCUUGGGAGACCUUCACUGGUGAUUUCUGAGGGGG
Pteronotus mesoamericanus is the source of this 5090-nucleotide messenger RNA. It is a transcript of the gene OTULIN, whose product is annotated as OTU deubiquitinase with linear linkage specificity. Gene Ontology annotation, biological process: protein linear deubiquitination; regulation of tumor necrosis factor-mediated signaling pathway; negative regulation of inflammatory response. The transcript has 7 exons. The record is from RefSeq and is a predicted model, not a curated record. Gene Ontology annotation, cellular component: cytoplasm. NCBI's taxonomy places the organism in Eukaryota, Metazoa, Chordata, Mammalia, Chiroptera, Mormoopidae. Gene Ontology annotation, molecular function: cysteine-type deubiquitinase activity. Bases 130 to 1164 code for a protein of 344 amino acids.